GGUGCUCGCUCCGGCCCGCCCACAGCCCGGCUGCUGCCGGGGCCGGGACCGCGGGCGGCCCUGGGGGCGCUGGGCCCCGCCGCGCUGCCCUCGGCCUUGCUGCGGGCACACCGUCACGGGCAGGGCCCGGGCCCCUCUCCGCCUGCCGGGCCCGGUGCUGCGGGCACGGCCUGGUCGUGUUUCCUGAGGGCGCGCCAGUUCGCUGCGUGCGCGUUUGUUUAAAUAAAGGUGAACGUUAAAUGUGAAUGCACGGCUUGGUUCGGCAUGGUGCUGUGAAUGGUAAAGCAAAUUGAAAAACGAGAUUCUGUUUUAACAUCAAAAAACCAAAUUGACCGACUGACCCGACCUGGAUCUUCGUAUUUCAACUUGAACCCUUUUGAGGUGCUGCAGAUGGAUCCUGAAGCCACAGAUGAGGAGAUAAAGAAAAGAUUCCGACAGCUGUCAAUAUUGGUGCACCCAGACAAAAACCAAGAUGAUGCAGAUAGAGCCCAGAAGGCGUUUGAAGCUGUAGAUAAAGCUUACAAGCUGCUGCUAGAUCAGGAGCAAAAGAAGAGAGCCUUGGAUGUGAUACAGGCAGGAAAAGAAUAUGUGGAACACACUGUGAAGGAAAAAAAGAAGCAGCUGAAGAAGGAUGGAAAACCUCCCACUGUAGAGGAGGAUGAUCCUGAAGUUUUCAAACAAGCUGUGUACAAACAGACAAUGAAGCUCUUUGCUGAACUGGAAAUUAAGAGGAAAGAAAGAGAAGCAAAAGAAAUGCAUGAAAGGAAGAGGCAGAGGGAAGAGGAAAUUGAAGCACAAGAGAAAGCCAAACGAGAACGAGAAUGGCAGAAGAACUUUGAGGAAAGUCGGGAUGGUCGUGUUGACAGUUGGAGAAAUUUCCAGGCAAAUACAAAGGGGAAGAAAGAAAAGAAAAACAGGACCUUCCUGAGACCUCCCAAAGUAAAAAUGGAGCAGCGUGAAUGAUCCUGGAAGCACUGCCCAAGUGCAGCUCCUCAGUCCCUUCUCUGCUUUUAAGGACUCAUUGGCACCUAGAGUAAGAUUUGCUUUUUAGUAGACUGUUUGUUUCCAGUACAAUUAAUUAUCAGUCGAAGUAUUUUUUGUACUCUGUCUGUUUGAAAUAGGGCCAGAGAAUGACCCCGGCCAGGGCCCCGCUACACGUAGAACUCUUGGCUUAGGAGAGUCCCUGCCAUUCCUGCUGUCCCGUGUGUCUGCUGCCCUGUAACUCGGUGUUUUGUACUUCACAGACUGUGCUGUUUCACCACUUCUGUUUCUAGUUUGAGAGCUGAACUCCAAAAUACUGGAGAUGCAUCCAAACCCUUCCAGGCACCAUCUUUCUCAGCAAGUUCAGCCUGGGAAGGAUCUGGACUGACUCUGGGAAUAUGCUUCCAGCACUGUGCAGUGCAGCUGGCCUGCAGUUAAGUCCUGCAGCUCCUCACUGCAUUGAGUGGUGCUUGGAAGGAACCUGCCCCCAAGAUCUGAUUUCCAAACUGAAAUCCCAGCUCUCAGGCUUAGACUUCUGUUAAUCUCAGACCAGCUGGUCACUUCCUAUAAGGGAAAAUAACUUCUCUUGAUUAAUAGUUAAGCUGCAAUGGUCUGUAUGUAAAAUAAAUUUUUACCCAAA
Molecule: messenger RNA, 1621 nt
Organism: Onychostruthus taczanowskii (white-rumped snowfinch)
Lineage: Eukaryota; Metazoa; Chordata; Aves; Passeriformes; Passeridae
Gene: DNAJC8
Product: DnaJ heat shock protein family (Hsp40) member C8
Exons: 9
Coding region: 277-963 (228 amino acids)
Cellular component (GO): nucleus
Source: RefSeq, a predicted model, not a curated record